Knipowitschia caucasica is the source of this 738-nucleotide messenger RNA. NCBI's taxonomy places the organism in Eukaryota, Metazoa, Chordata, Actinopteri, Gobiiformes, Gobiidae. The record is from the annotation of a GenBank genome assembly.
AUGAGUGUCGUGACCACUCACGUAAACAGAGAUGAGUGUCGUGACUACUCACGGGGGGCAGAGUGGGCCUUCUGCUCCCUGGACUUCAGUGCAGAUGGGGAGCUGCUGGCCAGUGUGGGCUCCUCUCCAGACUACAGCCUGACCGUGUGGGACUGGAGACAGGAGGAAAUCCUGCAGAGCUGUAAGGCUGUGUCCCAGGACGUGUACCGAGUGAGCUUCUCCCCUCACACCACAGAACUGCUCAUCUCCUGCGGCUCCAGCCACAUCAAGUUCUGGAAGAACGCUCCCACAUUCACAGGCCUCAAACUGCAAGGCCUCAUGGGAAACUUUGGGAAAGUCAACAUCUCUGAUAUUGACAGUUACGUGGUUCUACCAGAUGGGAAGGUGGUGAGUGGUACAGAGUGGGGGAACCUGCUGCUCUGGGACGGGAACCUGAUCAUGUUUGAGAUCUGUCGUAAAGAAGGACGGAGCUGCCACACAGGGACUGCUCUGCCCUUUGCUCUGGAUGAGGGGACUCUGCUGACCAUGGGGGCCGACGGAGCAGUGCGGAGUUAUUUUGCACAUGGACAUAAAGUCGAGUUCCAAGAGAAGUGGCAUGCAGAGGUUGUCGUCAGCAAGAACGUGGACUCCGAGCAUGCCAUGGAAAUCGUGGAGACGAAAGAGCAAGGUGGCUUUCCCAAGAGCCUUGUUCUCUUGACCGUUGGCCAUUACGAACUUUGGGAUUUCACUCGACGCUAG